This is a messenger RNA of Orbilia oligospora ATCC 24927, 687 nucleotides long. RefSeq lists its product as uncharacterized. The record is from RefSeq and is a predicted model, not a curated record. The transcript has a single exon. The coding region runs from base 1 to 687 and encodes 228 amino acids. Lineage: Eukaryota; Fungi; Ascomycota; Orbiliomycetes; Orbiliales; Orbiliaceae.
AUGGGCCUCUUCGAUCGUAAAUCAGACAAAAAGGCCGACUCGGAAAACGAAUCAGUCUACUCAGUCGAUUCCAAAUUCACCGACCUUCCUUCCCCUAAAAACUUCCACGUCUACUAUGACAACGGCUGGAAGUCUAUCUCGAAGAUUGUUAGAUAUGACGACAAAACUCCUGCAUACUUUGCCGAGUUCCACUACUCCCGCCCCAGCAGCAUCAGACAACGCUAUGUCUCUCUCUAUGCUGGAGACAGCAAGAACGCCCCGUUGGUCGCACAGAUGGGCAGCAACAUGAUGAUGACUAAAUUCCACUUCCGAGCUGAUGGCCAAGAACUCGAGAAGGAGCGCACUCCACAGGACCAACUCAUCGAACAAUUUCACGAAUCAAAGUUGACUUGGUGGUAUAAUUGGACCGAUCCGAUCUCCGGCAAGAAGUUUAUCUGGAAGAACACCACGAGAGUGGAUAUCGAAGAUAGCAGCAAAAAGAGUAAAUGGCAGCAAGGGUGGAAGUUGGUGGACGAGAACGACCAGGUUGUCGGGAUGUUCGUUUGGUGUAAACACUCCCUGAAAAAGCUCGGGAAGUUCAUUAUGAGUGGCGAAUAUAUCGACGCUUCCACGGAGUUUGAGCGCAGCGUUAUGAUUUCCUGUCUUGGACUGUUGCAACUGCAGCUGAUUGCGAUGCAGGCUGCAUGA